Molecule: messenger RNA, 4907 nt
Organism: Apodemus sylvaticus (European woodmouse)
Lineage: Eukaryota; Metazoa; Chordata; Mammalia; Rodentia; Muridae
Gene: Angel1
Product: angel homolog 1
Exons: 10
Coding region: 1317-3182 (621 amino acids)
Molecular function (GO): 3'-5'-RNA exonuclease activity
Source: RefSeq, a predicted model, not a curated record
CCAGUCAUCUGCUGUCCUCUUUGAGCCGACUCGAGUUGAAAAACAGACGCGCUCAGAAGCCAGAAGCGUUUAAAACCUCAGUUUUGGAGCAAGUGUUUAGAGAGAGCUGUGAUAGGCUGAUGCUUUAGUGAGGGCGGUGGUUGUUAAUUCUGCACCAUCUGCCUUCGCUCCGCUUUUGAAAGUCCUACAGAAAUCACUGUGAUCAGAGUACCCAGCAUAUUUCUCUACUUUUGUGGCUAUCUAUUAGCUCACAGGUUUCCCAGUUAGUAAAAUUCUAGAGAUUUUAGAGGAGCCCUCCAAUACACGUUAGGAAGUGACAGUUAUACUAAUUUUGUGUAUUUGGUAUUUUGUAAAAGGUUUAUUUAGUAGAGCGCAUCUCCACCAAUAUUACCUGCUAAAUUUGAAAGUGAGGGGCUUUAUGCCUAUCAUAAGGCUCCUCUGGCAAGUUUCAACGGUCAGAUGAUUAGUAAGUUCUCCACCAAAUCCCAGCAACCCAGCCUGUUGGUUGAGUAUUGUUGAUGUGUUAGAGCAGACCUUUACAGUGAGUCUCUCCUGUGCAUUGUAGGAUGCUUGGUGGCACCCCAACAGUCGUCGUUCCUCAGCUGCUCUGGAGAUGGUUGUUCCCUCAGGGCAAAAAUCUGCCUCUCUCACUUAGUUGGAAAAUACCGAUUUAAUUUUUAAAAUAUUUAUUUAUUGUCCUCUGUGUGCACAAAAUGUGUGUAUGUGGUGGUGGACUAGCCACCGCAUGUGUGGAAGUCAGAGGACACCCUUGUGGCUUUGGUUCUUUUAGCCUUUGUGGCAAGUACCUUUCCUCGAUGAGCCAUCUUGCUAUCCCAGAUUUACCACUGAUUUAGAGAGACGUCAAUUAAUAUAGUUCACAAAUUGCUAAUAAAAUGAGUGUCUGGUGGUUGUGAGCUGUCACUGUGUGCAUGCCAUUUGUCCUGGGAUGGAAAUGAGUGCUCUGGUCUGUGUGCAUGUGGGAGGGGGAGGGAACUGACUUGCUGUCAUCAAAACAGGACUUUGAAGCUCUAAUUUUAGAGCUCUCUGCCUGCUCUAUUGCCUGUUGGCUGUCAUUCGUGGAUGCUAUAGCACUGAUGACAGCUGUCUUAUAACUGUCAGUUGCUGGUACCAUUUAAUUUGCAGCCUCUGGUGUGUUAUGGAGCAAGAAAGCAGCGAGGUUUGUGAAAAUGUUAUGGGUGGGAUGAACAGCUCUGGAAAGAAGCCUUGGGGUUCUGUUAAAAAAUGCUUUCUUUACAUGUCGAAAAAAUGCCCUUCUGGCGAAGAGCUCGACCCCCCAGGUAGAGGGUAACUUUGCCAUGGCCCCUCGGGGGCCUGACCAAGAGGAGUGUGAGGGCCUGCUGCAGCAGUGGCGAGAAGAAGGGUGGAACCAGACCCUCUCAACUGCAAGUGAGGCUCCUCUUGCAGAUAAGGGACUAGCUGAAAGCAGUCUGGCACUCCUGAUGGAUAAUUCUGGAGAACAGGAUGCUGCCUCGGAGGACAAGUGGUCCAGCAGGCAGCUGAGUGACCUUCGGGCAGCAGAGAACCUGGACCAGCCUUUCCCUGAGGUGCUAGGGGAGGAGCCUCUGGCCGAGGUUGAGGGUCCUUUGUGGGCAGCUGUUCCGGUACAGACAGGGCCCCAGUAUGCAGACUGUGCUGUUCUCCCAAUGGGUGCAAUGGCUGCAGAACAAUGGGAAGAGGACCCUGCAAUGGUGGCCUGGAGCAUAGCGCCGGAGCCUAUGCCCCAGGAAGAGACUUCCAUGUGGCCCUUUGAAGGCCUGGAACAGCUGCCGCCUCCCCCAAUGGAAAUACCUUAUCAUGAAAUCCUGUGGCGAGAAUGGGAGGAUUUCUCCACACAGCCAGAUGCUCAGGGUCUGGAGGCAGGAGAUGGCCCUCAGUUCCAGUUCACUCUGAUGUCGUAUAAUAUCCUGGCCCAGGACCUGAUGCAGCAGAGCUCAGAGCUCUAUCUGCAUUGCCAUCCAGACAUCCUCAACUGGAAUUACCGCUUUGCCAACCUCAUGCAGGAAUUCCAGCACUGGGACCCGGAUAUCCUGUGUCUUCAGGAAGUCCAGGAAGACCAUUACUGGGAGCAGCUGGAGCCCUCUCUGCGGAUGAUGGGCUUCACCUGUUUUUACAAGAGGAGGACUGGGUGUAAAACGGAUGGCUGUGCUGUGUGCUACAAGCCCACCAGGUUCCGUCUGCUCUGUGCCAGCCCUGUGGAGUACUUCCGGCCUGGUUUGGAGCUCCUCAAUCGGGACAAUGUGGGCUUAGUGUUGCUGCUGCAGCCGCUAGUGCCAGAAGGUCUGGGGCAAGUCUCAGUGGCUCCCCUGUGUGUGGCAAAUACCCAUGUCCUGUACAACCCACGUCGGGGUGAUGUCAAGCUGGCCCAGAUGGCCAUUCUUCUGGCUGAGGUGGACAAGGUGGCCAGGUUGUCAGAUGGCAGCCACUGCCCUAUCAUCUUGUGUGGGGACCUGAAUUCUGUCCCUGAUUCACCUCUCUACAACUUCAUCAGGGAUGGAGAGCUCCAGUACAAUGGGAUGCCAGCCUGGAAGGUUUCUGGACAGGAAGACUUCUCUCAUCAGCUUUACCAGAGGAAGCUGCAGGCUCCACUGUGGCCCAGCUCCCUGGGCAUCACUGAUUGCUGUCAAUAUGUCACCUCCUGUCAUCCCAAGAGAUCAGAGAGACUAAAAUAUGGCCGAGACUUCCUACUACGAUUCCGAUUCUGCGACCUCGCUUGUCAGCGACCAGUAGGACUGGUUCUCAUGGAAGGAGUGACGGACACUAAGCCAGAUCGACCUGCUGGUUGGGCCGAGUGUAUCUUUGAGGAAGAGAUAUCUGAACUUGAGCCUGUCUUCCCCAGGACUGUAGGCGCCAUCCAGCACUGCCUUCACCUGACCUCAGUAUAUACCCACUUCCUGCCCCAGCAUGGCCGUCCAGAGGUCACCACGAUGCCCUUAGGGCUUGGGAUGACAGUGGACUACAUUUUUUUCUCAGCUGAAUCCUGUGAGAAUGAGAACAGAACUGAUCACAGGCUGGAUCGAGAUGGAACUCUCAAGCUCCUGGGCCGCCUCUCCCUCCUCUCUGAAGAGAUUCUCUGGGCUGCCAAUGGCUUGCCCAACCCCUUCUACUCCUCGGACCAUCUCUGCUUGCUUGCCAGCUUCGGCAUGGAAGUCACUGCCCCAUGAGGGCCCCCAGGGAAAGAGCUCACUGGAUCGACGACUGCAAAUGCCCCGUGCUGUGGAAACUUACGUCCCUUCCCUCGUUCCCUCCUGCCCGUGGUUAGACUUUCUCCAGGCCUGUCCAUGUUCUUGGCCUGUGGUCCCCGCCCCGCCCCAACCUCUUCCUAAUCCUGUGCCACGUGCUAGGUGGCCCCGGGAGAGGUGGAGAGCAUUCCCCUUUCUUCCAUGUACCCAGCGCCCCCUUCCCCCAUUGAUUGUUAAUGACCAGGGUUGCGGGAGUUAUUGAUCUCAUUGGUUAUUCGAUUUCAGGCCAUUUCUUGGUGGCACCCUCUGACCCAACCUUCCCCUUCCUUUCAUGACCUCUGGGCUCUGGCAUGCACAUGCAAGGUGUGUAUAAAGCAUGAGUUCUCUUGGGGUGGGACUGCCCGGCACAGCCAAGCCUACCUCUGCCUAGUCCAUGUGCUACCAUGAGGUGCUGGGCCAGGGACAGGUUGAGAGCAUGACACAGCUGUGUGCUGCAGGAGGCAGCAGGUGUGGGGCCCUUUCUCCCAGUCAGUCAUCUAGGCAUCCUGGGCACUCUCGUUAUUUCUGGAGACAAAUCGGCCCACAGCCUGGAGCAGCAGCUCAGGGAUACCCUGCACCCCAGAUCUCCUCACUGGCUUCCUUGAGGAAAGCGGGUUGAUGCCUUGUGCUGGGGUCCACUGGGCCGGCACAGUGCUGGGAGCUAGAAGGCAUCUUAAGGAUGAGGAGACUGAACCUUCAGGGAACUGUGGUCUCACCAGACUCUGAAGAACUGGGUAAGAGUUGGAGUCCCAGUAGAAAGAGCAGGAGGAUCUACAGCAGCCUUAGCCAGCACUGGAGCCCCAGAGGGCUUGAUCUCUGACCUCUGCGCACCUAAGAAAGUUUCUUCUUCUCACCCCCUACCCCACCCCCUCCUUUGUUUCCUCCCAUUUUCUCUCUGGAGAAGCCUGCUGUUUAGCUCAGGUCAAAACAUCUCAACAGAAGCCUGGCUUUGGGCAAACUAGGUCUAAGAACUCAGGGUGGCAGUGCUUGCCCAUUUGCUCUGCCUUUCCUCCCCAAACAUGGGCGCCCGUGACCUCCUGAUAACCCCUGUAGCCCAAACCAUGUCACCUGCAUGCCUUACUCACUGCUGGGGUACAGACGGGGUGUCCUCGGGCCAGAUCCUCCACAUAGCUUUAACUCAGAAUACCUGCUGGCCCAGAGACAAGAGAAUUGGCUGGGGCUGCGGUUAGGCAUGGUGGACCAGAAGUUACAUUUCCCCUGAUUUGAAAGCCAGAGACCUGGAAUGUUGCUGCUGCUGUGUGUCUGACUCUCAGCUUCCCGUGCUCAGGUCUGGGGGACUUCUUUCCCUGUGUGUGUCUAUUUUUAAGUUUUGUUUUCUGGGCACUGGACAUCAGCCUGUCUGAGCCCCAGGCCCAUCUGCCCACAGCCGCCUUUCACCAUUGCUCUGGGCACCUCCCGAGAUGGUCCCACAACCGUGCCCUGCUGGCUCUCAGAACAAGGGCCAGUGAUUGCUCCCUCUGCCGGGAGAUGCAGGUUCACCUGCUAACAGAGGUGGAGGGCCUGAGCUUGAUGGUUUAUCUUUUCCUUGUUUCUCCUUUGUUUCUGUUUUAGAAAUGAAGUAUGGGGGUUAAAUGGCAUUUAAACUGCGCCCUGGAGCCGGCAGAACCAGGCAAUGUUUUUCCAAAUAAAGGCUUAUCAUGCCCCCUA